This is a messenger RNA of Theobroma cacao (cacao), 954 nucleotides long. NCBI's taxonomy places the organism in Eukaryota, Viridiplantae, Streptophyta, Magnoliopsida, Malvales, Malvaceae. The record is from RefSeq and is a predicted model, not a curated record.
AUGCCAAGUUAUGUUAAAUUCUUGAAAGACAUCUUAAUCAAGAAGAGGAAAUUAGAAGAUUUUGAAAGAGUGGCACUUACUAAGGAGUGUAGCGCACUAAUUCAAAACAAGCUUCCGCCAAAACUUAAGGAUCCAAGGAGUUUUUCUAUCCCUUAUAUUGUUGGUGGAUUUAAAUUUACUAAAGCUUUAUGUGAUUUGGGUGCAAGUGUUUCAAUCAUGCCUUUGUCAAUUGCUAAAAAACUUGGACUUAAUGAGAUACAACCUACCACAGUUUCUUUGCAAUUAGCAGAUAGAACAAUCAAGUACCCUAUUGGGAUUAUUAAGGAUGUAUUGGUUAAAGUUGGGCAUCUCUACAUUUCGGUGGACUUCAUUGUGCUUGAGAUGGAAGAAGAUCUGGAAAUUCCUUUAAUCUUGGGACAACCAUUCUUGGCUACUGCAGGCAUAAUCAUUGAUCUUGAGAUUGUUGAUUAUACUGAUUCUGACUUUGCUGGUUGUCAAGAUGACAUGAAGUCCACCUCAGGGUAUAUUUUUAUGUUAGCUGAAGGAGCUGUUUCUUGGAAGAGUGUUAAACAAAAGUUCUUAACUUCCUCUACUAUGCAAGCUGAGUUUGUUACUUGUUAUGGGGCUGCCACGCAAGCUAUUUGGCUUAAAAAUCUUAUUUCUAGACUAUGUGUUGUUGAUUCCAUCUCUAGACCUCUUAAAAUUUAUAAUGAUAAUAGGUCUGUUGUGUUGUUCACUAAAAACAACAAAAGCACUAGUGGGUCCAAACAUUUAGAGAUAAAAUAUCUAAAGGUUAGGGAUUUUGUUAAAAAUGCUGACAUUGUUGUUGAGCACAUUGACAUUGACACUGACAACAUGUUGGUUGAUCCUUUGACUAAAGGGUUAAGACCUACAGUUUUUAGUAGACAUGUUGAAAGCAUGGGUAUUUUAGGGUCUCUUGAUGUACUUGAUUAG